Phytophthora nicotianae INRA-310 is the source of this 1522-nucleotide messenger RNA. RefSeq lists its product as hypothetical. Gene Ontology annotation, biological process: microtubule-based movement. The coding region runs from base 1 to 1434 and encodes 477 amino acids. Gene Ontology annotation, molecular function: ATP binding; microtubule binding; microtubule motor activity. Lineage: Eukaryota; Oomycota; Peronosporomycetes; Peronosporales; Peronosporaceae. The record is from RefSeq and is a predicted model, not a curated record. The transcript has a single exon.
AUGAGUACGUUGUGUUUGGUUGAUUUGGCUGGUUCGGAGCGUAUUUCUCGGAGUCAAGUGGAAGGCGAACGCUUACGGGAGACGCAGCACAUUAACAAGUCCCUGGCAGCGCUUGGAGACGUAGUUUACGCGCUGCAGCACAAGGCGAAGCACACACCGUACCGGAAUUCUAAGCUCACAUACAUGCUACGAGACAUGCUGUCUGGACAAGCGAAAACACUGUUGAUGCUGCAGUUGAGUCCCAAUACAGCAGACGUGGAGGAGACGACGUGCUCUUUGCAGUUUGGUGCUCGUGUAAGCCAAGUGCAGAUGGGUGCUGUGAAGCCUAGUGUGGAGAGUGGCGCGCUUUUCAAGUUGCAAGAAGUGAACCGUGCACUCGAAGCGAAGACGCAGGCGAUGGAAGCACAAUUGAACGAUUUGCAGCGACAAUGCCAACAGCAAGGAGAUGAGUUACAUGAAGCCCACAGCAGUAAGGAGGCAUUAGAGCGACAGUUGUGGCUCCUCGGUGGUCGACAGCGUGAUGGUAAGUCUUCCGAUGAGCUGGAACAGGACGACUUUACUCCAGAGGCUCGAUCUCCGUCACCGUCUCGGCCCCCAAGCCCGACUCCUUCCGCCAAAUCUAGUCGCAGUGUUUCAUCCACGACCUCAGCACGUUCGGCUCGCUCUAUUCGCUCGCGAUCUGCGCAGUCCACGACUUCGACGUCCCAACGACCUACUACUCGAAGAUCACAGACGUCGUCAUCGUCCAGACUAUCAGGGACUCCUCGAACUGCCCCUGCCUCUGGAUCUUUGACUCCUUCACCGGUGUCUCGACUUCGACGUCCGGAAUCGAUAGUUGAGCGCGAGGACCGACGCAAGUCGCUAUCUGCAGCGUCUCGGGAUAGGAUCGUGGACCCGGAUCUACGUCGCAAGUCGCUGUCUGCAACGAGCCCUAUCAGAAUUGCUGACCGCGAUAAUCGUCGUAAUUCGUUGUCAACGCUUCAGACACGCUCGAUGUCCGGGUUGGCAACACCUCGGUCUUUAAGAACGAAGGAAGCCGCGUCGCCUGAGAGUCGAGUGCCACUGCACCCUCCUUCAAGGACAAGACCAGCAGGGUCACCCGCCCCUGCUAGACAGAGUGCAUCGGCUAGUCGGCUAUCAAGACCGCGGUCUGCUAAGACGUUGGGGUCAUCUACGCCUCCGGCGUCUUCUCCAUCUUCGAAUUCAUCGUCAGAAAGCAAACCUGCCUCACGCACUCUGCAUCGAGCAUCCUCAACUCCGUCGAGAUCUCCGUCAAGAACGUCGACGAGAACGUCAAGCAGAGCCUCAGCGAUGCCGAAGUCUGACAACGAGCGCCGCUCCUCUUUGAACAAUACCCGCAGUUCACCAUCGUCCACUCCAGGCACUUCACGGCGAGCGCUUGCCAGCUCGCAGUCGGGCUUUGGAUGGAAAUAAGGGACGAGCGUAGAUACUUUUUACUUCUCCUGAUCGCAAGGAACAACGCAUCCUCGUACUGUUGAUAACCAUAAUUUACAAUUGCCAG